Molecule: messenger RNA, 10814 nt
Organism: Periophthalmus magnuspinnatus
Lineage: Eukaryota; Metazoa; Chordata; Actinopteri; Gobiiformes; Gobiidae
Gene: ptprq
Product: protein tyrosine phosphatase receptor type Q
Exons: 63
Coding region: 64-10698 (3544 amino acids)
Biological process (GO): protein dephosphorylation
Molecular function (GO): protein binding; protein tyrosine phosphatase activity
Source: RefSeq, a predicted model, not a curated record
CUCAUUGUGGAUGCAGGGAGUAUGUGUCCAGGGUAACUCAGUGACUUGGGAAUCUGAUUUUCAAUGGGUGGAACAGAGCAACUUCUAAUAUUGGCAAGUGUAUGUCAGGUGGUUUGGCUGACAUGUGAGCGACAUUCCAGUCCUACUGAAGUUGAGAUGGCGUUUCAUCCCUUCCCAAACAGUCAGGAGGCUGACAGCUACCUCAUCACCUGCAGGACUGCAACUCACCACCUGGUGCAUGAGGAGCCAGUAGAUCGCUUGUCGUGUACUCCUGAUUGCACGCUGUCCUUCCACAUUGUUGAGGAUUCGAGAGGUUAUCGAGUCACGCUGACGCCAAGGACUAAUAACAGCAGAACACUUGCACAGAGGACUUUUGACUUCAGCCCAGUGCCUCUGAGCAGCUUCCGUCUGUCCAGCACCACCACAUCUGUGUCCUUAGCAUGGAGCCUUCCCAGACAACACUUGCUCUCCACUCUAGUCCUGUACGACCUCGAUGAUGGUUCUGUAAUCAGGACUGUGGACAUAAACUCUACAGCGGGACAGUCCCAUUACACUGUCAAAGAUGUUCAACCAGGGGCACGCGUCAAGGCUGCUGUCAUGGUGUCUGCAUUUCUCAAUUAUCCCAGUGUAACAGUGAAGCAGCGACUCAGCAUGGUUAUUCAGACAGCCCAGUGCCCCCCCGGCUGGCUGCCUAACAGAAGACACUGCUAUACUGUUGAGAAGAAACCUUUAGCCUGGAGCCAAGCCCGACAAAGCUGUUCAGACAGGGCUGCGGGGAGUCACCUGGCCGAUCUGAAGACCCGCCAAGAUCUGUACUUUAUAACUUCACACCUAAUGAGCCUUAACAGCCUGCUGCUGCUCUGGACCGCACUCAAUGACAGACUGGCAGAGGGCCGAGCCGUGUGGUCGGACGGAUCGCUCAAUAAUAUGACCAAUAGUGUGAUGUCAUCAGUUCUUCCGGAGAACCAGAGCGACUGCUUUGCCCUUCAGAGGAACGCCACAGGGCCCGGAUACUUCCUCACUCCAUUUUUCUGCAGCAUCCCUCUGCCUUUCAUCUGCCACUACCACAUCCCGCCUGAGGUCUCCUCAUUCUCCUUCGACCUGGUUCAAGUGACGGAGCGAGAGGUGGAACUGCAAUGGAGUCAACCUUCUGCCCUAGUCUCGCUCACUCACUCACCUUUGGAGAUAUUUCUUUUGUACCAACAAGACCAGCUGAGAGACAAUAAAAAAGAUAGAGAACAAAGCCAUAUGCACAGUCACCGCCGUAUGAGUAAAUUGGUCAAAGUUCCCAUAGCUCUCUUUUCCAGUGGAGUAACUGUGGCAGGUCUAUUCCCAGGAAGCGUCUAUUCCUUCAGUCUACAGGCCUCUCAUCCCACGGGCUUCAAAUGGAGCUUGGGACAAUCCCGAACAGCACACACAAGGCCCUUUCCCCCUCUAAACGUCACUGUGAUUGAUGCUACAGUGGAUCAGAUACUUGUCCACUGGCUGCUGACGGACGCACACUAUGUUUCAGACUGGUCCUUUGUUGUGCACUAUAAAGACAUGGUUUUAAAACAGGAGAGAAUAGCAGGAAUGGCCAAUAUUUCUGGAUCAUUUAGGAGUGGUGGACAGCACUCGUUCACUGCUGUUAUUGGAGGUCUGGAGCCUUACAGGAACUACAGCAUUGACGUGUAUACAGUCACCAAGUAUGGGAUCAAGAGCUGUGGGCAGGUUCCCCUUCUGGUGCAUACAGCAGUGAGAACUCCACGUGGACUGGUGGCAGAGACUUCAGCAGAUAACUUGACUGUGUGCUGGGACACUCAACAUGCAGACCCUCCAGACAGAUAUGAAGUCACAUCCCUGUCACUGCAUAAUGCCAGGGUUACAUCUACAGUGGUGCAUCCUGGGAGGCCUGAAGGACUCUGGGAAACUCAGUCACUUUGUGUUUCUAUGGGUCCUUUUAUUCCUGGACAAACUUACAACAUAGGAGUGGUGGCUUUUAAAGGGAAUGACAGAAGCCAGGAGACCACUAUGUUACACACUGCAAAGCCAGUGUCAGUCCAGGUGGCCGUCCCUCUCUCAGUCAGCGCCACAAAUGUCCAGCUCUACGUCCAGCCUCCACAAGUCGGUUUGAUGGAUGGGGUCAAAGUUUGUGUUUGUCCAAAACUCUGUGACCCCACAUGUGAGGACUUUAUUUGUGGCCUUACCUGUGACUGGUCUGCUCUCCACGCUAAUGUCCAUACUGUUACCAUUAACAAUCUCAGCCCGGGCUCACAAGUGCAAUUCAAGGUGUUCAGCACAAGCAGAAAUCAAACCGGACCACCUUACUUCACCAAGCAAAUUAGAACAAGCCUUGCUCCUCCCAGCAGGCUGAGGGAGGGAGUGGUCACCCAUUCAUCUAUAGAGCUGCUUUGGGACCCUGCUCCGGGGCAUGCUGGCAGCUACGAAGUCAUCUGUUUCAACUGUGAACACACACAUAUGGUGCAGAAAGUCCCUGGUCAAAGGGCCAAGUACUCCUCCCUUACUCCCGGAACACUCUAUCACUUUGCGGUGUGCACGGAAAAGCGGCUCUUCCCGGACUCCUCUCCUGUCAACAUAAGCAUCACUGCAGCUCCCAGCCCUGUAGAGCUGUCCAUUGGCAAUAAAACCACAUCAUCUAUAUGCAUUAGUUGGGCCACGAGCCGAGGAGUUGUGAGCGGUUUUCUGCUGUCAAUCAAAAAUGUGACAGCCAAACCAAUCAAUAUGCAUCCGGAGCACAGAGGGCACUGUUUCCGAGGGCUCACUCCAGGAACCAAAUAUACUAUUGAAGUAAUGAGUCUCAGUGGAGAGCAGAGAGGUCAACCCACUGUUAUUACGCUCCAUACGACUCCACAGACGCCUCAGGACGUGACUCUGUCCGAGCAGGGGGUCACACAUGUCUUUGUUGCCUGGAGACCACCACCUGGACUUGUGGAUGGCUACAAGGUGUGCUUUGGACUGCAGUUUGUCAACAGAACAUUUUGGAAACAUGUUUAUGUUCAAAGUCCAAGUUACGAGAUCAGCCACUUGACUGCUGGGUCAGAUUAUGGACUCAGUGUUCAGAGUGUUCUGGGCUCUGAUCUCAGUUCAGCUGUGUACAGGAACUUCAGUACACGACCAGCGGGAGUGUGUGGUCUCCAUUUGGACUACAUCAACUCCUCAUCCGUCUCCAUCCGGUGGGACAAUGCAGCUGGUGACUUUGACUUCCACAGAGUGACCGUGGCCAAUGCCUCUGUCACAAGCACUUGGAGCACACUAAAGGAGGAGCCCGUCGCCAUGGUUGCAGGCCUACAAGAUGGCUGCACUUACAACUUGAGUGUUGAGAGAGUGAGAGGAGCGCAUGUGGGGAGAGCAGCCUCUCUGACAGUAAGCACAGUGCCAGCCCCAGUGAGGGAAGUGUGUGUCCAAAAUGUGUCCUCCCAUGCCUUCUCAUUACUCUGGCCCGAAGCAGAGGGCUGUGUAGAUCAUUAUCAAGUGACCCUACGACCGGAUGAGGGCAAAGUCACAGUGCACCCUGCCCAGAAUGGAUAUAUACAGGCACAUGUGUUGAGUGUGACCCCCUCCACACAGUACAAUGUAACCGUGUCAGUCGCAGCCUCCUCCCACAUCAGCCCUGGAGUCAGCCGCAUGAUCAGCACCAGGAACAGCGUGCCCUCUACCCCAUUUGGCCUCGAGGGUCACACUUCGGGCACAAACGGUAUCUUGCUGUCUUGGACAAUGACAGAUGCAAAAUACACUGACUUUAUUAUCAGGUACAGGGAGGUGUGUCCUUACCCUGCCACUGACUUCACAGAGGAGACCAUGUUCCUUGAUUCCCCUGUCGUCCUGCUAACUGAGCUAAUAUCCGGCUCAACAUACCAGUUUCAGGUAGCAGCUGUUUCUUCUGGUAUUUCUGGAGCUUUCAGCAAAUCUUUGUACAUAAAAACAGCAGAGUCCCCUCCUGGACAUGUGACCAACCUCACUGCAUUUGCACAGAACCACUCGCAUGUGGUGGUCACCUGGUAUCUGCCCCAGCGCAUCAAUGGUCUCAUUACAAAGUUCAGUGUCAAUGUCAAACAUGCCCGAAAUGGAAUGGUGGUCCGCAGGAUCAACGUGAAUGCAGAGGAGAUCAUGAGUAUUGCACUGCCACACUGCAAUGAUGCAGCAGAAAUCCUGUCGCGGGCUACUGUGAGUCCUCUGGAGAUGACCGCCUCAUCUCCCCCCAUCACCCUCUCAGCGGUGCCCCCAGCGGCUCUGUGGAAAGUGCCCAUAUCUGUGGGAGUGGAUCAGCUCCGACCAUUCACUCCCUAUCUGUUUGAAGUGUCCGCCUUCACAUCCGAGGGAGAGGGCAAAACCGGCUCUGUUAUGGUCCACAUGCCAGAAUCAGCUCCCGAGGACUCUCCACGGAACCUGACCUUACUGAAUAUGACCUCCAGGUUUGUUGUGUUGUCCUGGAUUUCUCCCAGAAUUGUGACAGGGAAAUUCAGCUACGUCCUGCAGCUCCAUGGCCCCACAGGUUAUUUCCUGAAUGGAAGCACUUUUGACACAAACUUUGAGUUCAGCGGUUUGAUGCCCUACACCAAGUAUACUGUGAUUGUUCGAGCCAAAUCAGCAGGAGAACUGGGUCCAGCAGCAGAGAGGCGUCUAAUCACAGCGGCUGAAGCCCCCAGUGCUGUUCAGGCCCUGACAGCAGAAGCAGAGGACUCUCUGUCUAUCAGAGUGAGCUGGAAGAGCCCUGCUCAGCCUAAUGGUCCCAUCACUCAGUACAGACUGCAGGUCCUGGUGCAGGAGACACUGUUGCAGGACAUCACCCUCACAGCUCCUCUGAAUGAGAGCACAACUGGCCUAUACGAGGAGCAGACGUUUACCAACAGCCCUGGAAGGCGUAAGAGAAACGCAGACUUUAUCACAUCGCCUGCCUCCUUCACUCCUUCAGUUUCCAAACGCCCCUCUGACUCCACUACUGCCGGCAUAACCAACAACCCUCAUGCCACUGCUGAACCCAUGCCGAGUGCCCACACCAGCUUGACUUACACAGCCACUAAAGAAUUUUAUAGCAUGGCUUCAGACAGCACAGAUACCCCCACAUCUCACAGCCCCACCCAUGCUUACUCUGUCACCUCUGCACCUCCUGUGACACACCCAUCCUGGCUCACGCAGCAGUCCAGAACAGAUAUGACAUCUGAGUCUAUUUCCACGGCUUAUCACUCGAUAAACACCCGUGAUACUUCAGUGACCGAGCACUACACGUCUUACGUUACAGGCUCUGGCAUCACAGCCAGUGUGACCGUGAAAGAAGAGAUGCUGGAUGUUCUGUCGGAGGAGAUGUCUUACUUAGUGUCAGAUUUGAACCCCUUCACCGAGUACAAGUUCAGGGUCAGUGCUUUCACCACAGUGGGAGAGGGUCCUGCUGCAGACAUCAUGGAGAAAACCAGGGAACAGGUACCUAGUGCUGUGCUGAACGUUACUUACCAGAACAUCAGCUCCACUUCCAUACUGGUCAGCUGGGUUCCUCCUGUGAACCCCAACGGGCGAAUCACACAUUACACCAUCUAUGGGCUGAAAGUGCACAAUAGCCAGGAGCAGCAGUGGGAGAGCAAUGGCACAGCCCUAUUAAUAACAGAUUUAGAAAAAUAUACAGCCUAUAAGCUUGGUGUGGCAGCCUCUACAGCAGUGGGAGAAAGUGAGCUCACUGAUGAAGAGUACAUCUAUGUUUACACAGAGGAGGAUGUGCCAGACUCUCCACCCACAAACCUCACAGUGGUUGACACCAGUCCCUCCACUGCCACUCUGUCUUGGUCUCCCCCUGAGCAGGCCAAUGGAGUCAUUCAGUAUUACCAAGUCCACUACGGCAAUGACACCUUCGAGAUGUCUAUAAACACAACCACACACAGCGCCACACUAAUGGACCUCAAGCCCUUCUCCUUCUACAAUGUGUCUGUGAGAGCAUUCACUCGCCUGGGCCAUGGAAACCAGAGAUCAGACUCAUUACAUCUGCUGUCUGGAGAGGAUGUCCCGGGCGGACCACCAAACAACCUGUCCUAUGAGUCGGUCAGCCCCAGUGAGGUGAAUGUGACCUGGCUGCCUCCUGAGCUUCCUAACGGGAACAUUACGCAUUACGGUCUGGAGCUCUGGAACUCCACUCACUUCCUCAACCUCACCUCCAGCACCCAGCACCUGCUUAUCCAAUACCUCAAGAAGUACACCGAGUACCGCCUCAGGGUGCAGGCCUACACACGGGUCGGCCCAGGCAACUUCACCCAGCCCAUCAACAUCACCACGCUGGAGGACGCCCCUGAUACCCCACCUCAGUUCUUGCGUGCUCGAAAGUUAUCUGACUAUGAGGUGGAGUUGUCUUGGGAAGCGCCACAGGAAGCCAAUUCUGACAUCCUGUACUACAAAGUCAGAGUUUGGAAUGAAACGACAGAGCAAUGGCAGAAUGUAACGAAGACUUCGGUGGUGAUAAAUGUCGACUCUGAAAGCCCCUACAACGCCUCCGUGUCCAGCUGGACCCGCCUAGAGCCUUUUGACCCUCCUCACAAUGUGACCACUGCAAACAUGACCUUCUCUUCAGUCACUCUAACAUGGCUCCCACCUCGAGAGCCUAACGGGAUUAUAGUGCAUUACUCCAUCUACUACAGAGACAACUACACUGUAACAGAACAGAAAGUGUACACCAAAGAGGUUAGCACCUCUCCUGAUGUGGUCAUGUCCUACACUCUGACUGGGCUGAUAGGGGGAACCAACUACACUGUGUGGAUGACCUCCAGCACCAUCCAGGGAGAUGGAGGAGUGCAGACGGAGCCUAUGACUGUACUGUUACCAGAGGGAGUGCCCAGUGAUUCCGUGCACAACCUGACUGCCACUAACGCCACCGCCCAGGCCAUCCUAGUCACCUGGGACCCCCCUCUGGAGCCCAAUGGACGUCUGCAUUACCUGCUCACCUUACAGGAAGCAGCCCUCCCUCCCAACACAUCCAACCAAGGGCGUCCUUACAAGAUCAUCAGACAGACCACUACAGAUACUGUCUUUCUAUUUACCAAGCUCAGGAUAUAUUUCCCCUAUGUAUUCAACGUUACCCCGGCAACAGCAGCUGGCAUUGCUUACAACCACACAAGGACACUGCACCUGAGGACACGUGACGAUGUUCCCUCGUCGCCUCCAGUUCUGCUGUCGACACGGAACCUGUCCUCGUCCUCUAUCGCUGUAGUGUGGCAGCGCCCUCUAGAGGCAAAUGGGGAGAUAACAGAGUAUACCCUAACACUGUCUGGGCCCGGGGGCACCAAUACCACAUUCACUACUGAGACUUCAUAUGAGCUGACCAACUUACUCCCAUACACAGCCUAUAACUUAUCUAUCACCGCGGCAACCCGCAAAGGCAAUGGACCUGCUCUCAUGCUGCACCUGCAUACAGAUGAAGGAGGGCCCAUGUCCCCCCCAUAUAACCUCACCAUAUACAACCACACAGCGGUGUCAGUGUGGCUGAGCUGGGAGCCUGCUCUGGAGCCCAAUGGAGUGGUGACGCACUACGGCUUCAGGAUCCGGGAGCUCAUCACACAGACGGUCACACUCCAGAAUUCCUCGGGUCCAUCCACUAUGGAGCAUCUCUCCGGGUUCCGGCCCCACAGCUCCUAUGAGAUAAGUGUGUGCAGCUACACACGAGUGGGCCAUGGCAACCAGUUCAGCAGCCCGGUCACCUUCACUACCAACGAGUCAGUGUCUGACACGGUGAAAAACCUCUUGUGCACUGGAGUGAGCUGGGACUCAGUACAGUUAUGGUGGGAGCGCCCUGACAACCCCAACGGCCAGAUCCUGUUCUAUGAGAUCACAGUGGAGGUGAAUGCAGAGAGGCUCCUCCAUCAGGCACACACAGCCAACUACAGCGUCUCUGGCCUGUCCCCAGAGCAAGACUACAUUCUAACUGUAGCUGCAGUCAACUCUGCGGGGCCUGGAGAUGCAGUCAACUGUACCGCCAGCACGCUGUCCGAGUCAGUCCCAGCUGCCCCUCUCAGCCUCAUCAUCUCGGGGGCCACAGCUAACAACAUGACUCUGGAGUGGUCCCCUCCACUCACUGUCCCCGGCUUGCUCAGGCAGUACCAAAUAAUUGCACAGCUGCUGUCCCGUGUUUGUGAAUCGUCCCCUGCUAUUAUAGAUCACAUUCAGGACUGUGUCGACGACAGUUUCGUGUUGUCCCUUAAUGUGACCAAUGGCACCACAGACAAGUCCAGCUUCACAGUGCAGGCCCUGUCUAAAUACAGAUCCUACCGCUUCAGAGUGGCUGCGGUCACUAGUGCCGGAGUGGGAGAAUACACUGCCUGGGUGUAUGGCCGUACCCUGGCAGGAGAUCCUGACGCUCCCCCUCGUGACCUCAGAGUAACCGCCACCGCCAACAGUCUGCACGUGAUGUGGGAAGAGCCGGCUGUUCUCUCUGGUCCCACCAAAUAUCUCAUUCGGGUGGAGGGUCCUGGGGUCAACUUGUCCCUGGUGCUGGGUCCCGGAGAGCAAAAUAGCCUGCUUGUGUCCAACCUGACGGCUUUCUCCACUUACGAUGUGACUGUCAUCGCCUUCACUGGAACAGUCCAGUCUGCGGCCACUGAUGGAAAGGCUGUUGGUCCUCUUGUGUUUCACACCUUGGAGGAGGAGCCCAAGAGCCCUCCAACCAACGUGACAGUAACAGUCAUCCCAGAUGAGGUGAACCAAGUGAUGGUGAGCUUCUCCCCUCCUGAAGAGCCCAAUGGGAACAUCACAGCCUACUACGUGUACAUCUACCAAGGACAGGAGAUGGUGAGGAACAUCAGCCUCACUGCCAUCCAAAGUGAGGAGAACCAGCUAACAGCAGUGAUUGACGGCCUGAAGGGAGGACACAAUUACACCAUUCAGAUCUCAGCGAGGAACGGAGCAGGCAAGAGCCCCCCCAGCCCCCACGUCAAGAUAACUACAGCCAUCAAAGCCCCGGCCAAGCCCACCCAGAUACCCCAGGCGAUGCUGGGCCACCGAGGGGUUGCCAUGGUAACCCACAGGAGUAUCGCCAUCCACAUGCCUGCCUGUUUCUAUAGUGACGACAAUGGACCAAUCGCGAGAAUCCAGGUCAUCGUGGCCGAGUCAGGGGUAAAAGACACAGAGAACGUGACUAACUGGAGAGCAGCCUUCUCUCGGUCUCCUGCCCCUUACAUCACAGACAGGGGCUUUCCCAACCCAACCUGUGAGGACCCAAACCCAGACCCAGACCCUGCCCCUGACCAGAGGAUAGGCCAGCACCUUCUGUGGGGGGACAAACCUCCGCUGGUGCUGCCCAACAUGACGGGGGUAUACGUAAUCGGACAGAGGGACGACUGCCUGAAUGAGUCGGACACCUACUGUAACGGGCCUCUGAAGCCUAAUACAGUUUAUGUGUUUAAAUUCCGAGCCACCAACAUCAAGGGCGAGUACACAGACUCAGAAUACUCGGAGCACAUCAAAACCAAUGCAAAUGGUCUGUUAACCAGAGAAGAGCAGAUCAUCCUGGGAGUGCUCCUGUCCUUUUUCUUGGCAGUGUUGUUGAUAAUCAUCAUCUGCUGCUCUGUCAAGCUCCACCAGCACAAGAAAGAAGGAGGCACUUACUCCCCCCGUGAGGCGGAGAUCAUAGAGACCAAGUGUAAGCUGGAUCAGCUGAUUGCCAUCGCAGACAUGGAGCUCAAGCAGGAGAAAAUCAACCGGUACUCCUCAUUCUUUUUCAGGCGCAAAGAGAUCUAUGUCAUUCAGCUUCUGAGCUACAGGAAAUCCCUCAAGCCUGUCAAUAAGAAGUCCUUUCUGCAGCAUGUGGAGGAUCUGUGCAGCAAUGACAAUGCAAAGUUCCAAGAGGAGUUCUCGGCACUGCCAAAGCUGCUGCAGGAUCUGGCCACCACAGACGCAGACAUGCCCUGCAACAGAACCAAGAACCGUUUUCCUAACAUCAAGCCCUAUAAUAACAACCGAGUGAAGCUGCUCUCCCAGCCAGGCUCAGACGGCUCCGACUACAUCAAUGCCAGCUUUGUCUCUGGCUAUCUGUGUCCCAACGAGUUUAUUGCCACCCAAGGGCCCCUCCCUGGCACCGUGGCCGCCUUCUGGAGGAUGAUCUGGGAGACGGGCACCCGCACCAUCGUCAUGCUCACCCAGUGCUUCGAGAAGGGCCGCAUCCGUUGUCAUAAGUACUGGCCUGAGGAUGAUAAGCCCAUGUCCGUGUUCAGUGACAUUCUGGUGUCCAAAGUUUCUGAAGAGGUCUUCCCUGACUGGACUGUCCGGACUCUGCGAGUGGAGCGGCAUGGACACUACAUCCUGGUGCGUCACUUUAACUACACAUCGUGGCCGGAGCACGGUGUCCCAGAGUCCUGUACCACUCUCAUCAAGUUUGUACGAGCUGUGCGCACUCACAGACUGGAGACCAGUACUAUAGUGGUCCAUUGCAGCGCUGGAGUGGGCAGGACAGGCGUGUUCAUCGCACUGGAUCACCUGAUCCAGCAUGUGAGGGACCAUGACUUUGUGGACAUCUAUGGGCUGGUGGCCGAGCUGCGCAGUGAGCGCAUGUGCAUGGUCCAGAACCUGGCCCAGUACAUCUUCCUGCACCAGAGUACGUUAGAGCUCUUGAACAGCAAAGGGAACAGCCAGUCCAUCUGGUUUGUGAGCUACUCUGCUCUAGAAAAGACUGACUCUCUGGAGGGCAUGGAAGGUGAUGUGGAGCUGGAGUGGGAGGAGACCACCAUGUGAAGAGUGAUGCCUCAGUACACCAGAGAUCUUUGACCUGUGAGCUUUAGCUGACCCAGGAUCAGUGAUGAGUACAGGUGGAAAUGAACAGUAGAAAUGAACAUGAGAAUUUUUACAGU